This is a messenger RNA of Gracilinanus agilis (Agile Gracile Mouse Opossum), 573 nucleotides long. RefSeq names its product mitochondrial ribosomal protein L20 (gene MRPL20). Lineage: Eukaryota; Metazoa; Chordata; Mammalia; Didelphimorphia; Didelphidae. Gene Ontology annotation, molecular function: structural constituent of ribosome; rRNA binding. The record is from RefSeq and is a predicted model, not a curated record. Gene Ontology annotation, biological process: ribosomal large subunit assembly; translation. Gene Ontology annotation, cellular component: ribosome. The transcript is spliced from 2 exons. The annotation marks the transcript as partial.
CUUUGGAUUAAUCGAAUUACAGCUGCUUCCCAAGAACAUGGUUUGAAGUAUCCAUCAUUUAUUAGCAAUUUAGUCAAGUGUCAAGUGGAACUCAACAGGAAAGUCCUUGCUGACCUAGCUAUUUAUGAACCCAAGACUUUUAAAUCUUUGGCGGCUUUGGCGAAGAGGAGGAGAGAAGAAGGUUUCGCAGCUGCUCUGGGGGAUGAGAAGGAGCCAGAGGGGAUCUUUUCUCGGGUGGUGCACUAUCAGUGAAGGUGAAGCCCUCACCAUGGCCUCAAGGGCACUUUACACAAGGAGAGACUUGGAUUAACUAUCAGUUACCCCAAUUACAAAGUUGAUCGUUUUUCGAGGUUCCACAAGCUGUCCAAAUUUGUUCGUAAUCAUGUCUUUUCACAUUUCAGGAGCACAAAAAAGAGGAAAGGUAGCUGGGCUUUUACCAGGAUAGAGGGAUGGGAGAGCCCUUUGCACCCUGGGCACCCUAAGGGAUUCAUUCAGUAUGUUUUCUUUUGAACAAGGAACAAACUUUAAAAACGUAUCCUCGAAGAGAUGACAAAAUAAAGUUUUUAUACCACA